CGCUACUUCUGGAAGGGGGUUCUUUACCUAGCUUUCACCAUCGGUGAUUUUGCGGACGACGGCCUAGGGUUCCCAAACCACCGACCGAUCGACGAUGACAUCCUUCUCCCCGGCAACAUAAGAUGCCUAAUGUGGUCAGCACAAUGUUUAAGUUUGUAAGAUGGAUGGCUAGUUGGCUAGCAGCUGGGUAUGUCCUAUUCUCUUCCUUUUCUUCUGCGCGCAAGCGCCCAAACCCUAAUUGUACUGGGUUGGUCCUGCACGCUUAAGAUCGAUCUUGGUUGACUCGAUAGGACUUGUUGUCUAGUAUUAGCUUGUGAAUUGAGUGUAAAAGCAACUCCAAGGGACCAGCGAGAUCCUUUUGUAAAGGAGACAUAUCAAGUUGUUUGGUGAUAAUGGAUCCAAAGCAUUCGGCUGAAGUGUCCAAGUAUUUAGACAAGCAAAAUCAAGCACUAAUGGAAACAUAUCGAGCAAUGUCCCAUGAGUUGCAUAAACUGCAGGUAGAAGAAGAGACAAUCAUGCGCAAGUUGUAUGAACUGAUGUCCGCGGAAGGGCUUCUUCCAAAGCGCAAGAAAGAAAAGCAACAUGGGGAAAAUAUAGUGGGAUAAGCUGAGAGCAAAGAACAGGAACCAUAAAUUCUUAUGCGACGUGUAAUGUGAUAUGACAGCAAUGCCAUUUUAUCUGGAGAGUUGGUGCUUGUUAACUUCUGUAUAGCAGUUCUCUAUCAUCACAACUCUGCGACCACUACAUUUAACUUCACAGUUGAAAAUUUAACCUGAGUAUUAGUUCCGUGAGGAAUUACUUACAGACAAACAUAAUCAUUCCUUUCGCUCAUAUGCUUCAA
Molecule: messenger RNA, 841 nt
Organism: Zea mays
Lineage: Eukaryota; Viridiplantae; Streptophyta; Magnoliopsida; Poales; Poaceae
Exons: 8
Coding region: 393-605 (70 amino acids)
Source: RefSeq, a predicted model, not a curated record